AUGGAUGACGGAACAAGGAUUUCUGAAGAGGUGGAGGUGUUCCUUCGGGCUGCUCGAGCCAAGGAUACUACCAAAUGCGCUGAUUUUUUGAAGCAAAAUCACAGUCUCAUCAACUCUGUGGAGGCGGGGGGUUUCUCGGCGCUUCACUUCGCUGCCUUCAACGGUGACCUCGAUAUGAUCAACAUGCUGCUAGAGUUUCGACCCAAUCUGGAGCUUAAGAACUAUGACGGCAACACACCCUUGAUUAUGGCAGCAAAAAUGCGGCAACACAAGGCCAUAAAGUUGCUGGUCGAUGCAGGCGCCGAUGUGAAUUUCAGAACACCCACGGGUGGAACAGCUGCUCACUUUUCGGCGUCUAUGGGUCAUGUGGAUACUGUCCGCUACCUGGUGGAGCUUGGCGCUGACAUCAUGCACGAAAACUGUGAGACAGGUACGCUGCUUCACUGGGCUGCUCACUCGGGGGAUGCAGACUGUAUUGGGGCAAUGCUUUACGAGUUCAAGAUUGCAAUCGAUGCAAAGGAUGCCCAUGGUGGAACGGCGUUGUUCACGGCCCUAUACAUGAAACAGGUUGAGGCAGCUGAGUUCCUCCUUGAGCAUGGUGCGGACCCGCAGCUGUUGGUGGAGGGAGACCACUCUACACCACUUCACAUCGCCGUAGAACACGCGAACACAGAGUGCGUAAAACUUCUUUUAAGUUUUGGUGCCAACCCUCAUGCGGCUAACAAGAGCGGUGACACACCUGUGUCUCUUGCUGAGAAAUCCAAGAACGAAGCCAUGCUUAAAGAGCUGCUGAAGCCCGUCUUAAGUGAGGCGAAGCGUAAAGAGGAGGCUGCUCGUUUCAAGGCACAAGGCAACAAGGUCUUUGAAGCUGGUGAGAAUGUCAAGGCCGCAAAGUUCUACACCCUGGCUGUGCACAUGGAUAACAAGAAUCACGUCUUUUUCAGCAAUCGGGCCGCGGCGUAUUUCAAUCAGCGGUAUUACAAGGGGGCGUAUUGGGAUGCGCAGCGUUGCAUCGCUCUGGCACCUGAAUGGCCGAAGGGAUACUUUCGCAAGGCUGCCACUGAGCUCGCUAUGAAGAGGACUGAAGAGGCAUUGAAAACAUGCGAGCAAGGCUUGCGUCUCGAUCCCAAGAACAGCGAUUUAUUGACAACGAAGGAGGAGGCCCGCCGCCGGAGGAACGGCUAA
Messenger RNA from Trypanosoma grayi, 1185 nucleotides. Its product is annotated as putative ankyrin repeat family protein. The transcript has a single exon. Gene Ontology annotation, molecular function: protein binding. The record is from RefSeq and is a predicted model, not a curated record. Lineage: Eukaryota; Euglenozoa; Kinetoplastea; Trypanosomatida; Trypanosomatidae. The coding region runs from base 1 to 1185 and encodes 394 amino acids.